Molecule: messenger RNA, 1479 nt
Organism: Penicillium longicatenatum
Lineage: Eukaryota; Fungi; Ascomycota; Eurotiomycetes; Eurotiales; Aspergillaceae
Product: putative UBX domain protein
Exons: 2
Coding region: 1-1479 (492 amino acids)
Molecular function (GO): protein binding
Source: RefSeq, a predicted model, not a curated record
AUGAGCGCUCACGUCGUGGUAAUCGAUGCUACGGCCAAGCGGGCAACAAUCAAGACAACCCCAGGCAAACAUUUAACAGAUAUUUUACAAGAAGCGUGUUCAAAACUUGGAUACAACUCAAGCCAAUAUGGUCUGAAGCACAAUCGCAAACAACUGGACUUGUCCCUCUCUUUCCGCCUCUCUGGCCUCAGCUCUGGUGCAAAACUGGAGCUUGUCCAAGCAUCUCGCUCCCCCUCCGUCGUUACUGUUGGCCUCCAACUGCCAGAAUCCGAAGCUCAAGGUGCACCGAAUGGACGCAUACUAGACAAGUUCCCAAGUACAACCACACUCUGGCUAGUCUUGCGCAAGUUUGAGGCUGGAGUGGCAGGAAGCGGACAAGUGCGGAACCUCACAGCACGCGGGGUACCUUCUACGACAGACGGCAACUCUGGCUCUGGGCGAUUAUAUUACGAGAUCCCUGUUCUCCGGAUUUUGGAGCGCGAACUGUCAAGCUUUACGGAUCUCCAAAAGUCCCUUGCCCAGUUAGGCUUCAACAACGGUAACGUGUUGAUUCGGCUCGGCUUCCGACGAACAGAGGAGCCGCUUGAGGAAGCAAUGGUGAAGAUUGCCGAGUACUUCAAGUCGACUGGAGAUGAUGCACCAGUGCCAGCCCAAAACCAAUCUCCUCCAGUCCCUGCUAUUGAGAGCAACACCGCGCAAACCGAACAAGAAACUACUAGCGAACCGACUGCUUCGAACCCUGUACCCGCGGCAUCCCCUGAGCAAGCAGUGCCCACAUCUACUCGAUCGAUUACUGUCUUCUCUCCUCCAUCCGCCGACACACCAAUUUCAGCACAAACACCAUACAAUGAAGAAGACUACAUCCCCUCUAUUGAACACGCCACAGCCCAUCAACGGCAACUUAACCAAUCCUCCCGCCCAAAGCGUCUACCAACAGACGCCGAGAUUGCCGCCAAAGCCGCCGCAGAAGAACAGCGACGUGCAGAUAUUCGCGAAGUAGACGUGAAAAUCCGGUUCCCAGAUCAGAGUCAAGUGGUCGCCAAAUUCGGUCCGUCAGAUACCGGCCAGUCCCUCUAUGACUUCGUGCGCAGCUGCCUGGUGCCAACAUACGCAGACAUACAGUUCGCCUUGAAUGCUUUCGCCAGUGCAACACCAGCACGUGCCGGACAUGCAAAUGUCAUCCCGGAAGACCAAACACUUCUGAUCAAGGAUCUCAAGCUGGAAGGACGGGUCUUAGUUAACUUUACCUGGGCUGAUAAUGCAAGCUCGGCCACGCAUUUGCAACGAAAGGAUAUUUUGCGUCCGGAACUCCGCAGUCAGGCUCAGGAACUCAAGGUUGAGCAGGUGCCAGAGCCCGUACAAGAGCCUUCUAAGACGACGGUGCAGGCGGGGCCUAGUGGUAGUGCGGACGCAAGUAAAGCUGGAGGAGCACGAAAGGGCGGUGUGCCUAAGUGGUUUAAAAUGCCGGGGAAGAAAUGA